Bufo bufo (common toad) is the source of this 1346-nucleotide messenger RNA. RefSeq lists its product as uncharacterized. The transcript has 3 exons. NCBI's taxonomy places the organism in Eukaryota, Metazoa, Chordata, Amphibia, Anura, Bufonidae. The record is from RefSeq and is a predicted model, not a curated record. Bases 11 to 613 code for a protein of 200 amino acids.
CUCCGGAAAAAUGGACCCUGGAGGCAUCAACCUAAAGGGGAAGGAAGAAAACGUGGCGAAUCAACACCGUCCUACCAAAGAUAACUGUAUUGGGAUCUCUGAGAAACGUCUGGUAUCUUCAGAUUUUGAAAUAGAUGGUCGUGGUUUCACACGAGAUGAAGAGCAUGCCAAUAUCCAAGAUAUACCCUCAUCCAAUCACAGAAAAAAAAAAUCACUUUAUCAUAUUAAACAGGUCCGAACUUCUUCAUCAGAGACUGUAACACAGAAUAAAAGUCGUAGAAGAGGUGUUAAACAUCAAACAGCUCACCGCAAGACGGGAAAGCAAGGACCAUAUCUUGAAUACCAGAAACAAGUAAUUAAACAAUUACUGCUUGGAGAGCAGGAAGCUGAAGAGACGAGUACAUCAUAUGCCAGUGAGGCCAGAAGAAUCGUACCAGGGCAGCAUUUCCCGACUCAAGUUCCCCCGACUGAAAAAAAACGACGGCCCUACAAAAAAUGUCGUGUUUGUUAUAAAAACGGAAUUCGCAAAGACACGGGUUAUCAGUGUGACACUUGUCCCGAUAAGCCAGGAUUGUGCAUCAAAGACUGUUUUCGUGUGUUCCAUUCUCUUUAAAUUAUUAAUUGCAUUUUUUGGCAAAUUUUUUAAGCUCCUUUACCAUUUCUAUAUAGACAAAUAGGCACAUUACGUAUUUCUCAAUUGUAACAUUCCCAUUUAAAAAUUGGAAUUUAUACCUCAAAUUUAACAAAAGAUUUAAUUACUGCCGGUUUGCGAAUCACAAACCGGCAGUCGGAAAACACGGACACUGGCUGCGAAUGCACAGCCCAGGAAGCCCACGGAAACACAAAGAAGCUUCCGAAUCUGUGCCUCCACUCCGCAAAAGAUAGGACAUGCCCUGUCUUUUUCCGUAUCUUUCGUUUCGUGGACCCAUUGAAGUCAAUGGGUCCUCACUGUGAUGCAGAGAUCGCACAGCAUGACUGUACCACAGCGUGUGAAUCUGGCCUAACUAGGCCAAUGAAAGCUACAAGACAUUUUAUGCUCCCAUAGAAUUCAAACUAAAAGAAUAUAUCUUCAAAAUUAUCAUUAUACCCCCAGAUGAAUACCUUAAAGGGUAUAGCUUUCAAAAAGGGGUCCUUCCCUUCUGAUCCCGGCUGCACACCCAUUCAGCAGUUUACAAGCACAUAGGGUUGAUGCCGUAUUCAAGAGAAAAUGGGCAACAAAUUGUGAGUUUCCCCUUUACCGCUUGUAAAACUGAAAAAUGUAGGUGAAAGUGACAUUUUCUGGUAAAAAAUUAAAUUUUUUAUUUUCACAGCCAUAUUUUUCUAAUUUCUAUGAAAUGCUUGUUCGG